AUGAUGGUCCACUGCGCCGGCUGCGAGCGGCCCAUCCUGGACCGGUUCCUCCUCAACGUGCUGGACCGAGCCUGGCACGCCAAGUGCGUCCAGUGCUGCGAGUGCAACUGCAACCUCACCGAGAAGUGCUUCUCCAGGGACGGGAAGCUCUACUGCAAGAUGGACUUCUUCAGGCGGUUCGGGACGAAGUGUGCCGGCUGUCUGCAGGGCAUCUCUCCCAACGACCUGGUGCGUAAAGCCCGCAGCAAGGUGUUCCACCUGAACUGCUUCACCUGCAUGGUGUGCAACAAGCAGCUGUCCACGGGAGAGGAGCUCUACGUCAUCGACGAGAACAAGUUCGUGUGCAAAGAAGAUUUCUCCAGCUCCGGGGCCAUUAAGGAAGUCAACUUGAACUCAGUGUCGUCGUGUACAGAUAGGAGUUUAUCUCCGGAUCUGCAGGACCCAAUACAGGACGACAUAAAAGAGACGGACAAUUCCACCUCCUCAGAUAAGGAAACGAACAAUAUAGAGAACGAGGAGCAGAACUCUGGGACCAAGCGACGCGGGCCCCGGACCACCAUCAAGGCCAAACAGCUCGAGACGCUGAAGGCCGCGUUCGUAGCCACGCCGAAGCCCACCAGACACAUCCGAGAACAGCUGGCCCAGGAGACCGGCCUGAACAUGAGGGUGAUCCAGGUUUGGUUCCAGAACAGAAGAUCCAAAGAGCGACGGAUGAAGCAGCUGAGUGCUCUGGGGGCCCGGCGGCACGCCUUCUUCAGGGGCCCGAGGAGGAUGAGGCCUCUGGGGGGCAGGCUGGAGGAUCCGGACAUUUUAGGACCUGGAGCCUACGGCUACUACGGAGAAUACCAGGGCGACUACUACGGUCCGGGUACUAACUACGACUUCUUCCCCCACGGCCCCCCGUCCUCGCAGGCCCAGUCUCCGGCCGACUCCCCCUACAUCCUGAGCUCCGGACCUGGGGCCAUGGAGGGCUCGGGCCACCACCCGUCAGACGACCAAAGGUUCACGGACAUGAUCUCCCACGCGGAAACCCCGAGUCCGGAGCCGGGCUUACCGGGCUCCCUGCAGCCCGUCCCGGGGGAGGCGUACGGCGGCGGACCGAGUCCUCCGUUCUCCUUGGCGAGUAACUCCAGCUACAGCGCUCCGAUGUCCCACCAAGGCCCGGAGAUGGGGGAGACCACGGCCUGGUGA
Molecule: messenger RNA, 1191 nt
Organism: Anoplopoma fimbria (sablefish)
Lineage: Eukaryota; Metazoa; Chordata; Actinopteri; Perciformes; Anoplopomatidae
Gene: lhx5
Product: LIM homeobox 5
Exons: 5
Coding region: 1-1191 (396 amino acids)
Biological process (GO): neuron differentiation; regulation of transcription by RNA polymerase II
Cellular component (GO): nucleus
Molecular function (GO): DNA-binding transcription factor activity, RNA polymerase II-specific; RNA polymerase II transcription regulatory region sequence-specific DNA binding
Source: RefSeq, a predicted model, not a curated record